Molecule: messenger RNA, 3826 nt
Organism: Drosophila innubila
Lineage: Eukaryota; Metazoa; Arthropoda; Insecta; Diptera; Drosophilidae
Gene: AspRS-m
Product: aspartate--tRNA ligase, mitochondrial
Exons: 8
Coding region: 323-3652 (1109 amino acids)
Biological process (GO): aspartyl-tRNA aminoacylation
Cellular component (GO): mitochondrion; cytoplasm
Molecular function (GO): nucleic acid binding; ATP binding; aspartate-tRNA ligase activity
Source: RefSeq, a predicted model, not a curated record
CUCUGCUUGUAGUGGUGGCUUACAAGCCAAAACAUUUUCAAGUUUUUUCAUCAAAAGUUCAGAAAUUAGAGUCUCAUUACGAAUUUGUUGUGCGAUUGCUAAAUGUGUAAGGCGCGUUAAAAUUUUUAUCGAAAUUGGGCCAAAGGAAACCGUCAUAUUAUUUAGAAACUUGUGGCGUAGUCAGCAGCAGCGACUACAUAAACUCGGCAAACAAUCGGUGCUUCUGAGUGGAACAAAAUCAAGGCAACAGCAGCCAGAACUUAACAGCACCAGAAGCGGCAGUGACCCGGCAGCGACAGCGGCAGAAGUUUGUAGUCACAUCAUGAGUGGUCGCUAUCGUGGCGGUGGGGGUGGUGGUCGUUAUGGCGGUGGCGGAGGUGGAGGUUAUGGCGGCGGUUACAAUGACUUUGAUAAUUAUCGGGGCGGCGGAGGCGGAGGCGGUUAUAAUGAUAAUUUCGGACCCGGUCCGAAUCCUUUCAACAUGGGUCCCAACAUAUCGGGCAACGAUCUAAUGCAUCUGAUGAGCGCCAUGGCCAACAAUUUCAGCAUGAACUCACAACCGCAACAGCCGAUGCGUCAGAGCUGUGGAGAACUGCGUAAUCAUCACUGCGGUUUGUUUGUGGAACUGUCGGGUCGUUUGAUUAAGAAGCGCGUAAAUCGUUUUGCCGAGCUACGGGAUCGUAAUGGCGGGGCCUGUCAGCUGGUUGUGUUGGAGGACAAGCAUCCUCGGGUCGCUCGACGCAUGAACAACAUGCCCGAAAACACAACACUGACAAUUGUCGGUCAGGUGAUGAGAAGACCACAAAAUUCAUGCAACCAGACAAUGCCCACCGGUGAAAUCGAGGUGGAAGUUCAGCACAUUCUCAGCAUACAUUUCCCCGUCAGCGGCACAAAACGUGCCGGCGAUAAGCGUACCUAUAGCACCAUGGUCCAGCAACAGAGCAGACUGGGCAUCACCAGCACUGAAUACAAGAUUGCUAAAAACGAGAAUAUCUUGAAAUACUUUGAGAAUCGUGAUCUCACUUGCAACGAUUUACGACGUGAUGAUGUUGGCAAAAUAGUCACCAUGGUGGGUUGGAUUCCAUCCACCAAGACAAGCAAGUUCUUGCAGCUUAAGGAUGGUUACGGUCAGACGCAGCUGAUGAUCGAAGAUCAAUCUCUAAUGGAUACUUUCCUUUCGACGCCGGAGCAAACGGUGCUUCAAAUUGUUGGCAAGGUGUUGGGCAGGCCCAAGGCAAACAUUAAUUUGAAAUACGACACUGGGGAGGUAGAAGUUAGUGUGACCAGUGUAAAGGUUCUAAAUCCGGAUGACGCAUACGAGGGGCCCAUCAAACUGAAGAAGAAACUUCAGAAAAUGUCGAUUGAUGAUCUCGAGGCAGAUGAGGCGGCAAAUGGUGCCUCCACCAAAGCUUCAAGCGGCGGUGACAACGGCGAUGGCAACGCGGACAACAGUGAAGUGGUUGCAACACGCGCUGCUCCGGGUAAUUCCGAGCAGCUUAUCAAGGUGGCGGAUACCAAUAAAUUUGCAGAUCGUACACAUACUUGUGGCGAACUGACAACCAAUGAGAUCAACGAGAAUGUCGUCAUCUGCGGUUGGUUGGAAUUCCAGCGCAUGAAUAAAUUCUUUAUAUUGCGCGAUGCCUAUGGACAGACCCAAGUGCUGAUAUUACCCAAGACAAAGGGUCUGGAGGAGUAUGUCGAUACGGGUGUGCCCAUUGAAUCGAUUGUGCGUGUCGAGGGCACCGUCAUACCACGACCAGCUGCAACAAUUAACCCAAAGAUGACAACUGGACACGUUGAGAUCGAGGCCGACAAGGUGGAAAUACUGAAUGCGGCCAAAAAGAAUUUGCCCUUUGAGAUACGUAAACACAAUAAGGCAGGCGAAAGAUUAAGACUAACCCAUCGUUAUUUGGACCUGCGUUUCAAUGAUAUGCAGCACAAUUUACGGCUACGUUCGAGUGUAAUUAUGCGCAUGCGCGAGUAUUUAAUUAAUUAUUUGGGCUUUGUGGAGGUGGAGACGCCCACAUUGUUCCGUCGUACGCCCGGAGGCGCACAGGAGUUUGUUGUACCCACUCGCAAGGCGGGACAUUUCUAUUCACUUGUUCAGAGUCCACAGCAGUUUAAACAGAUGCUGAUGUCGGGCAGCAUUGAUCGAUACUUUCAAGUGGCACGUUGCUAUCGUGAUGAAGCCACACGACCGGAUCGCCAGCCAGAGUUUACACAAUUGGAUGUUGAGUUAUCGUUCACCAGCCGUGAUGACAUAAUGCAACUGAUCGAGGAGACACUACGCUAUUCGUGGCCCAAGCAUUUGUCCAAGCUACAGACUCCCUUCCGUCGCAUCACCUAUGAGGAGGCAAUGGAAAAGUACGGCACCGAUAAGCCGGACACUCGCUUUGGAUUCCUUUUAAACAACGUCUCCGACAUAAUCGAAAAGAGUGAGAACUUCAAAGGCAAAUACGAGGACUUUGGUGCCUAUGCGAUUGUGGUGCGUGCCAGCGAAGCAUUCUGGAACGGUGCAGCUCGAAAGCAUUACGAGAGUCUGAGCAAGGUUUUCUCGGGCACGCUAUUCGUGCGAAAGUUCAAUUUAGCCAAGGAUGUGCAGGAGAGACUCACCAAGCUGCUGGGCACAGAUGUGGCCAAUGAAGUUAUUGAGAAAUUUGAUCUGGAAGAGAACGAUUUGCUAUUCCUGUGCAUCGGACCCAAAGUGGAGACGCGCAAUCUGCUUGGACGCAUUCGUCUUGACUAUCACGAUUUUCUCGUGGAGAAUGUCAAGGCAAAGAAAUGCUACGAUUUUCGUUUCCUCUGGGUGAUUGAUUUUCCGCUGUUUGAGCGCAACAGUGUCACCAAGCAGCUGGAGAGCGUACAUCAUCCGUUCACAGCACCUCUAGUCGAUGAUUUGGAUAAGUUUGCCACCAGCUGUGAAAAUUUGGAAACCAUACGAUCGGAAGCCUACGAUCUAGUGCUCAAUGGUCAGGAGGUGGGCGGUGGUUCAAUGCGUAUACACGAUCGCGAUAUGCAGCAAUUCAUUUUGGAGCAAGUACUGAAGAUUCCCCACGAUCAUCUGUCGCAUUUAUUGAGUGCCCUGGAGUCUGGUUGCCCGCCACAUGGGGGCAUUGCAUUGGGCCUGGAUCGUCUCAUUGCUAUAUUGUGUCGUGCGCGCUCCAUACGUGAUGUGAUUGCAUUCCCCAAGUCACUGAAUGGACGGGAUCCGCUUUCGAAUGCACCGGUUCCCAUUUCAGAAGAGGAAAUGAAAAUGUAUCACCUUGCUAUUCAGGAGCCUGCAGAAGAAGAAGAGGAUAGUAAAAGCACAAAUAACACAGCACACGAUCAGGAAGACGAUGAUCCAGAUGCUGUACGCGCUCCACCAUCACCCAUGUCGGGUACUAGUGAGACAGAGAACCGUGAAAUGGAUGUUGAUGUCAAAUCAGAGCCCUUAGAAGAGCCGGAGACAGUAGCGGAGCCAGCAGUAGAGGCACCAGUGGAGCCAAUGAAGUCCGAUGAAAAAGUCGAGGAGACACCAACGCCAGUUGAAGAUAGUUCAUCAAUCGACACAACAACGGAACCAUCUAAAGGCAUAAAAUCCCCAGCAAAGGCAGCGAUCCCAGCGACACCUGUGACACGUGCCAAACGUGCUGUCAAGAAGAAAGUGUAGAGCCCACUACGAUGUAGCAUGAGUAACCACAAAAACAACAUCAACAUCAGCGGCGAUUAAGAUACGACUUAGCAUUUUAAACAUAAGCUCAAAACACCAACAACAUCAAACACAACAUGUACGUAACGGCGAUCCAGGAACCUCUCAGAAAGCCAAAAGCAAUACCAACAAAAA